Linnemannia hyalina is the source of this 1386-nucleotide messenger RNA. The record is from the annotation of a GenBank genome assembly. Lineage: Eukaryota; Fungi; Mortierellomycota; Mortierellomycetes; Mortierellales; Mortierellaceae.
AUGGCCUCCAAGGCCGGCUUCGAGGCAUCCAACCACGCCAUCCCUUGCAACACCACCGUGCCCGGUUAUAAAUGUGUCACCCCCGUUUUGGGGCAUUACCUCGAACCGGGCACGAUUUCCUUGUAUAUUUCUUCGCUGUCGUCGAUUCUGAGUUUCUUCAUGUCGUUGUCUAUCUCUGCUGUUGCUGACCACGGAUCGUACAGGAAGACCCUGUUGAUCGCCUUCUCCGUCCUAGGCUGCAUCAACGCCUGCGCCUUCUUCAUCAUCUACAAACCCUCCCUCUUCUGGGUCGGAGCCAUCCUCUCCCCCCUCGGAUGGACAUUCUUCAACAUCGCUGGCGUUUUCUCCCACUCCUUCCUACCCCUCUACGGUCGAGCCCACCCCGAAGUCCUCUCUGCCGAAUCCCGAGGCGAGUCCCUGGCCAUCAUCCGCAAGAUUCAGGAACAAAAGAUUAAUGAUCUCUCGGCAAUGUCGGUCGUGGUUGCGAAUAUCGGCUCGGUGUUGAUCCAUGGGUUCUGCAUUGGGAUCUCGUGGAGUAUGAAGGAGAGUUCGUUGAGUUUGGAGAUUGCGAUUGCGUUUUCGGGAGUUUGGUGGUUGGUGUGGAUGGUUGUUAUUGCCCCUUGGUUGGAUGCGAGGCCUAAUGAACCGUUGCCCGAGGGGACUAAUUGGGUUGUUUAUUCCUGGUCCAAAACGUACAAAACGUUGACAUCGUUCCGGAAACUGCCCGAGAUCUUCAAGUUCAUGAUCGCCUGGUUCAUCCUCUCGGACGGGAUCAACACCAUCCCCGCAAUCCUCUUCAUCAUCCUUUACCGCGAACUAGCCUUCACUCACACCCACUCCAUCAUCAUCUCCGUCCUCCUUGCCCUCAUGGCCUCCCUCGGCGCUUACCUAUUCAUGGUCAUCCGCAAAUACUGGUCCCUCACCACAAAAUUCAUGAUCCUCCUGUGUCUCGGCUUCUACUCCCUCCUCAUGGCUUACCUCGUCAUCGCCCCAUACUUCUCCGACAAGGCUGGACUCCGCACUGUUGGGGAAGGGUGGGCUUGUACGGUCUACAUUGGCCUCAUCAUCAGCACCUUUUACUCCUCCAUGAGGGUCAUGCUUUCGGAACUGUGUCCCGUAGGGGAUGAGAAUGAGUGGUUCUCAUUAUACCUGUUGGCGGAUAAGGGAUCGUCGUGGUUGGGUCCCUUUGUGACAGGUGCGAUUUAUACGUAUGUCCACGAUUACCGCAAGGCGUUCUGGUUCCCGUUGGGAUUGAUUGUGUUGGGGGUUAUUGUGCUGUUGAGGGUUGAUGUAGAUUUGGGUAAGGACCAGGCGAGGGAGUUUGCGAGGGAGAAGAAGGAGAGGUGUCGUCAGGGACAACAGCAGGCCACUGGCUACUUCAAAUGA